Drosophila willistoni is the source of this 1340-nucleotide messenger RNA. RefSeq names its product protein AAR2 homolog. The coding region runs from base 63 to 1223 and encodes 386 amino acids. NCBI's taxonomy places the organism in Eukaryota, Metazoa, Arthropoda, Insecta, Diptera, Drosophilidae. Gene Ontology annotation, biological process: spliceosomal tri-snRNP complex assembly. The transcript has a single exon. The record is from RefSeq and is a predicted model, not a curated record.
CACUAAUUUCUUAUAACGUUUUCAAAGAAAGUUUGUUGUUGUUUACAUAUUAUAAAGGAACCAUGAAUAAAGAUCUAUCCAGCAUGCAAAUGGAUCCCCAUUUGGCCUAUCGGCUAUUAGCCGACGGGGCUGUGUUGGUUAUAGCCGGUGUACCAGUGGGAACAGAAUUUGGCGUAGAUCUUUGCGCCUACACAAUUGGACCGGACUUCAGAGGCGUCAAGAUGAUUCCUCCGGGUAUGCAUUAUGUUUGGUGCGCCUCCUGCGGACCGUAUGGAGAUGCAGCUCCUCGUGUGGGAUUCGUUCACUAUUUUCAUCCAAAUGAGAUACUAGUAAGAGAAUGGGACAAGGAACUCGAGGAGCUGCGUCCUAGACAAAUAGCUGACCCAGAAGAAGAACGCCAACGCAUCAAAAAGAAUCUAGCACAAUUAGAGCGAGUGCUGGCCCCUUACGACUAUCGCUAUGUUGGCCCAUGGAAGGAAUUGACAGGCACUGUGACGGAAGCUUGUGUAAAUCGUUGCCGUCCUGCGCAUGCCUCAGGCACAAUACGCACCAAUAUUGAGCUACAAUCAUGCCCAGAUGCGGAUAGGCCACGGGGCCCAGGAUCUUCAAAACGUAAUACAGCUGCAAGACUUUUAAUGGACGAGAGUGAAUUGCUGCCACAGUUAAAGCCAGUAGAAGGGACUGCUCCGCGUUUCACUGAGGUGCCUCAGCGGGUACCUGUCGACGCUUUGCCAGCUGAUGUUUCCCGCCAUGCCAUGGAUUGCAUCGCCGCCAUUGACACUCUGCUGGACAAGUUUCCCAAAGACGAAUUAUCCCCCGAUGACAAACUCAUUAGCGAACUGCAAAUUGCCUAUGUGUUCUUUUUGGUGGGCUACUCGGUGGAAUCAUUGGCCCAUUGGCGUAAAUUGCUCGCUCUCCUAUCCCAUUCCGAGACAGCGAUCAUUAAAUAUAAGUUAUUCUACAUGAAAUACACCGAAGUCUUGGCGCAUCAAUUGCCACAUUUACCCGAGGAACUCAUGUGUCCAGGUCCACAGAACACAGUCUUCAAGGAUGUUCGCGAACUUUUGGUUAAUCUGCAUGCUGGCGGCCUACGCGUUAGUGCCGAACGUUUAGCAAAACGUUUGGCCAAACAAUUGAAUUGGAUAUUUGAGAAUCUACUCGAUGAGGAUCCCGAGGAGCAGCCAGUUAUCAUAGAGCUUCCCGAAAUUGUAGAGAGCUCCUAGAUAAUUAUAAAUUUGUUUAGAAUAAUUGCAUAAUUAUAAGGUUUAGUUACUUGUGUAUUUGCUUGGACAUUUUCGAAACAUAAUAUUGGAUAUACAUAUGUAUCUCGUCGAUCGAAA